Messenger RNA from Candidula unifasciata, 555 nucleotides. The record is from the annotation of a GenBank genome assembly. Lineage: Eukaryota; Metazoa; Mollusca; Gastropoda; Stylommatophora; Geomitridae.
AUGGCGGACACACUGUUUUUCAAGCGAUCUCAGUCAAUGUAUCCGUACUGGGUGAAUAUGCCCCCGACUGUGCCCCAGUACCCGGCUCCACAGAAUAUGUUCAGACGUGAGGAACCUGACAAAUACACACGAAGGACUGGACUGACUGGCCAUCAGAACUGGACAGACAAAUGGUAUCAUUGGGAAAACUCAAGAAGACGAGAUGAGUUGCCAGGAAUUACCGAUAGCCGUCAUCGGCCUUAUCGACCUUGGCAGUUUGAAAUGCGAAUGGGACUGGGGAAAACACCAAAGUGGACCAGAGAAGGAAAAGAUUGGCCAGUGGAUGACAAUAAAUUUCUGAGGGCAGGUCUACCAAACACAGAAAACCAUGUCGCCAGGGCCAAACGAGAGCUGAGCUUCAAGGAUGACAAUUUGUAUCCAUUUUCCAAUUACAUGACAUCCUCGUACAGACAGCCAGUCUUCUCUGUACAUGGCCCCACCCAGAAGGAUCCAGUGUUUGGUCUGACAAUGCAAAAAAACAGGCAUGGUCACAUGCCCUUUGUUGAUUACUAUUAG